UCUCACGCCUGCCCAGGCGGAAGGAGCCACCACGGGUUCACUGCUUCGGCGUGUCCCGCAGGCCACCCCCUCCGCUAGUGCCUCUCGCUGAGUCUGUUCCCUUCCCUUCAGGUCCCCUCGCUGCGUUCCUUCCAUUGCCGUCGAGAUGAUGUGCGGGGCGCCCACCAGCACACAGCCCGCCACGGACGAGAUCCAGCAUAUUGCUGACCAGGUGAAGUCCCAGCUUGAAAAGAAGGAAAAUAAGACGUUCCCUGUCUUUAAGGCGAUGUCCUUCAAGAGCCAGUUGGUCGCGGGAACCAACUAUUUCAUCAAGGUUCACGUUGGUGGUGAUGUUUACAUUCACCUGAGAGUAUUUCGAAGUCUGCCUCAUGAAAACCAGGCCUUGACAUUAUCUGACUACCAGACCAACAAAGCCCAGCAUGAUGAGCUGAGCUAUUUCUGAUUCCUAUUUUGAAUAAGGCCUUUCCUUCAUCCUUGACUGAUACUUUGAGGAUCCUUUGUCCUCCCUGGACACGCAUGUGGGUCGUCACAUGAACUUUCUGCUGCACUGCUCAGGAUGAAGGGGCAGGACUCAACGGCUUCUCUCACACCUUUCUUCUUCAAUUUCCUGCACUGUUUUUUUUUUUUUCCGAGUCAAUUUUCUUAAUGCCACGAUUUCCCAGAGUGCUGUAUUUUCUCUUUAAAUAUAUACAUCGUUAAGUCUGUA
This is a messenger RNA of Carlito syrichta (Philippine tarsier), 706 nucleotides long. It is a transcript of the gene CSTB, whose product is annotated as cystatin B. The coding region runs from base 146 to 442 and encodes 98 amino acids. The transcript has 3 exons. Lineage: Eukaryota; Metazoa; Chordata; Mammalia; Primates; Tarsiidae. Gene Ontology annotation, molecular function: cysteine-type endopeptidase inhibitor activity. The record is from RefSeq and is a predicted model, not a curated record. Gene Ontology annotation, cellular component: cytosol.